AUGGCCCGGAACACAAACAAACUAAUUCCCCAAAUCCAUCAACUACAACCACGCCAGAAGAAACUACCGAAGAUCCUACAACAACCACAACAGAAGCCACGACCCAAGAUCCAACUACACCAGAAGAAACGACCGAAGAUCCUACUACAACCACGCCAGAAGAAACGACCGAAGAUCCUACAACAACCACAACAGAAGCCACGACCCAAGAUCCAACCACACCGGCAGAAACGACCGAAGAUCCUACUACAACCACGCCAGAAGCAACGACCCAAGUUCCAACCACACCGGAAGAAACUACCGAAGAUCCUACUACCAGCACACCGGAAGCCACGACCCAAGAUCCAACUACAACCACACCAGAGGCAACAACAACUACACCAGAAACAAGCACUACACCAGCACAUGGCACUUGUCAGGUCGAGGCAGACUGUGAUAUAUUUCAAGGAACAACGUGUUUUGGCGGUCUGUGCACAUGCAGCAUCGGAUACGAUCUCGACUUUGCAGAAAAUGCCUGUGUAGAUC
Messenger RNA from Haliotis rubra (blacklip abalone), 525 nucleotides. Its product is annotated as hydroxysteroid dehydrogenase-like protein 2. The transcript is spliced from 3 exons. The coding region runs from base 1 to 522 and encodes 173 amino acids. The record is from RefSeq and is a predicted model, not a curated record. Lineage: Eukaryota; Metazoa; Mollusca; Gastropoda; Lepetellida; Haliotidae.